Molecule: messenger RNA, 1578 nt
Organism: Morus notabilis
Lineage: Eukaryota; Viridiplantae; Streptophyta; Magnoliopsida; Rosales; Moraceae
Product: nodulation-signaling pathway 2 protein
Exons: 1
Coding region: 1-1578 (525 amino acids)
Biological process (GO): regulation of DNA-templated transcription
Cellular component (GO): nucleus
Molecular function (GO): sequence-specific DNA binding; DNA-binding transcription factor activity
Source: RefSeq, a predicted model, not a curated record
AUGACUGAUCACCUCAUGGGCUCCGCUGUGGCCGUGGCCAUGGAAAUGAUGAUGGACGACGAUUUCGAGCUCGAUUUAUCGAGUUAUAGCACCACGACCACGACCACGAAUACGAUGGACCAAGACGACCGGGGCUGCGCAUGGAACGCGUGGUCCCCGGUCCUGGACUGGACCGCCCUCACUGGCGGUCAUGACGACUUCCACGACCUGAUUGAGUCGAUGAUGGACGACGACGACAACGACGAUGACGGUGGAGACCUCCUCAGCAACACGAGCAACUCCACGCCAUCGACCGGAACGGAGGUCUCGUGCGACGAAGUCGUCGCCGGUGGUGAUGUCUCCGACGAUGCCAACAAGGGGGUUAGGCUCGUCCACCUCCUGAUGGCGGCGGCGGAAGCCCUCGGAGAGGAGAACAAGAGCCGGGAUCUGGCUCGGGUGAUAUUGGUUCGGCUCAAGGAGUUGGUCUCUCCGACCGACGGCACAAACAUCGAGAGGCUGGCGGCGCACUUUAGCGACGCCCUCCACUCGCUGCUAGAAUGCGCCGCCACCGGAGCGCACGCUAAGCACCACCAUCACAACCACUUCAUCGGGAACAGCGGCGACAAUCACCAUCACCACCAGAACGACGUCGUAGCGGCGUUUCAACUCCUCCAGGACAUGUCCCCGUACGUGAAAUUCGGGCACUUCACCGCCAACCAGGCCAUCCUGGAGGCCGUGGCCCACGACCGCCGCGUCCACAUCGUCGACUACGACAUCAUGGAGGGAAUCCAGUGGGCCUCGCUCAUGCAGGCCUUGGUCUCCCGCAAGGACGGCCCACCGAGCCCACACCUCCGGAUCACGGCCCUCUCCCGAGGGGCUGCCUCCGCCGCAGCCAGGAGAUCUAUCGGAACCAUCCAGGAAACCGGCCGGCGACUGGCAGCCUUCGCGGCGUCGAUCGGUCUCCCCUUCUCCUUCCACCAGUGCCGCCUCGACUCUGACGAGUCGUUCCGGCCGUCAGCGGUGAAGCUCGUCAAAGGCGAAGCCCUAAUCGUCAACUGCAUGCUCAAUCUCCCUCACUUCACCUACCGGUCGCCGGAGUCCGUGGCGUCCUUUCUCUCCGGCGCAAAAACGCUCAACCCGAGGCUGAUAGCUCUGGUGGAGGAAGAAUCUCCGCUGCCGGCGACGACGCCGGAAGGAAGUGGCGGAAAGUUCGUGGCGAGAUUUAUGGAUUUGUUGUACCAAUACUCGGCGGUGUACGAUUCUCUGGAGGCGGGAUUCCCGAUGCAUGGCCGGGCCAGGGCUUUGGUGGAGAGGGUGUUCUUGGGGCCCAGAAUAGCCGGGUCGUUGGGCCGGAUCUAUAGGGCCCGUGGGGAGGAGAGUGGGUCGUGGGGGGAGUGGUUGGCUGCGGCAGGGUGUAGGGCGGCGCCGGUGAGCUUCGCCAAUAUUUGCCAAGCGAAGCUGUUGUUGGGGCUGUUCAACGACGGAUAUAGAGUUGAAGAAGUCGCGAGUAAUACUAAUAGGCUCGUUUUAGGUUGGAAGUCUCGUCGUUUGCUCUCGGCUUCUCUUUGGACGUCGUCGUUUUCAGUUUCCGAUUUGUAA